AGCCACCCUCCUCAACCCGGAUCUAAAACCCGGGACACAGCUAUCGGGCCAGCCUCUCUCUCCACCCCACCCCCUCUUUCUGGCGUCCAUCCCCUCCCCAACUCCACCUCUGCUGCUGCCUCUGGCUGUGGACCUGCACCUCUUCCCCAUCCCCGACAGGCCUGGAGAGCGGGGUGAGCCUGGAUGAGAGCUCCCACAACCUGGGGCUCUCCCAGGCCAUGGCCCGAGUGCUCCCAGGGAGGAGCCCCAGACCCUGAGCAUCUGCUGGAGGCUUGGCAGAGGCCCCGCGGGGACCGUGUCUUCUGAGGACAAAAGGCGGCGGCCAGCGGGCAGACAGGGAGGGGGAAGGGGGGACCGGCAGCCAGGUGGGCAGACGGGUAGCAGGGGCCAGUGCUGGCCCCCCUCCCAGCUUGGCGGUGGCGUGAAGAUGGGGGUGGGAGUGUGUUGCUGGGGAAGCACCUGCCUGGACCCGCACCUGCCAGCUAGCUGGGCACCCCAAGGCUGUGUGCUGCCCACCUGGUGUUCCCCAACACCCCCAGCCCUGCCCAGUGCACUCCUCCAGUGCCUGCUUCCCCUGAUGUCUGCGAUUUAGACCAGCCCGGCUGUAUCCACGGCAACAGAAGCAGGAGUGUCACUGGCUGCCAGAUCACGGAGGGUCCCACAAUGUGGCCUGGGCUGUGACUUAUCCUGAGUGAGACAGCUUGAGCCCCCUCCCUCGAUUCCAAGACAACCCUGCUGAGAGAGCCUAGGUGCAGCCCAGCAGGACAACUGAUGGAGUCCCCCGGGGCCCAUCGAGUACCGGACUGGCUGACCCCAUAGGGUUGGGAGCAGCCCCUGCCCCUCAGUAUGGCCAACACCACUGGAGAGCCCGAGGAGGUGAGCGGCGCACUGUCUCCACCAUCAGCAUCGGCUUACGUGAAGCUGGUGCUGCUGGGACUGAUCAUGUGCGUGAGCCUGGCGGGCAAUGCCAUCUUGUCCCUGCUGGUGCUCAAGGAGCGUGCCCUGCACAAGGCUCCUUACUACUUUCUGCUGGACCUGUGCCUGGCUGAUGGCAUACGCUCUGCCGUCUGCUUCCCCUUUGUGCUGGCUUCCGUGCGCCACGGCUCCUCAUGGACCUUCAGUGCGCUCAGCUGCAAGAUUGUGGCCUUUAUGGCCGUGCUCUUUUGCUUCCAUGCGGCCUUCAUGCUGUUCUGCAUCAGCGUCACACGCUACAUGGCCAUCGCCCACCACCGCUUCUAUGCCAAGCGCAUGACACUCUGGACAUGCGCAGCUGUCAUCUGCAUGGCCUGGACCCUGUCUGUGGCCAUGGCCUUCCCACCUGUCUUCGACGUGGGCACCUACAAGUUCAUCCGUGAGGAGGACCAGUGCAUCUUUGAGCAUCGCUACUUCAAGGCCAAUGACACGCUGGGCUUCAUGCUUAUGUUGGCUGUGCUCAUGGCAGCCACACAUGCUGUCUAUGGCAAGCUGCUCCUCUUCGAGUAUCGUCACCGCAAGAUGAAGCCCGUGCAGAUGGUGCCAGCCAUCAGCCAGAACUGGACAUUCCAUGGUCCUGGGGCCACCGGCCAGGCUGCUGCCAACUGGAUCGCUGGCUUUGGCCGUGGGCCCAUGCCACCAACCCUGCUGGGUAUCCGGCAGAAUGGGCAUGCAGCCAGCCGGCGGCUGCUGGGCAUGGACGAGGUCAAGGGUGAAAAGCAGCUGGGCCGUAUGUUCUAUGCCAUCACACUACUCUUCCUGCUCCUCUGGUCACCCUACAUCGUGGCCUGCUACUGGCGAGUGUUUGUGAAAGCCUGUGCCGUGCCCCACCGUUACCUGGCCACCGCUGUUUGGAUGAGCUUCGCCCAGGCUGCCGUCAACCCGAUUGUCUGCUUCCUGCUCAACAAGGACCUCAAGAAGUGCCUGAGGACUCAUGCCCCCUGCUGGGGCACAGGAGGUGCCCCGGCUCCUAGAGAACCCUACUGUGUCAUGUGAAGCAGGCUGGUAGGCAGACAGGCAGGGAGAAAGUCAGGGCCAGCAUGAUGGAGCCAACAGAAGGGGAGAGGUGGGGCACCACACAGGAGCCUUUCUUUCUGAGCUCCAGCCCCAGCCCCUCGAACCACCUGGAAUCUAGGCACCUUUGCCAGCACCUCCCCAGGGUUGGGGACUGGGUGGGGGACUAGGAAAAAGGCAUUUCUAGUUCUGUGGGGCCCAUCUCCGCCACCUCCUUCUCCACUUCUACAAUCUCUC
Messenger RNA from Kogia breviceps (pygmy sperm whale), 2223 nucleotides. It is a transcript of the gene GPR173, whose product is annotated as G protein-coupled receptor 173. Gene Ontology annotation, biological process: G protein-coupled receptor signaling pathway. Gene Ontology annotation, cellular component: plasma membrane. NCBI's taxonomy places the organism in Eukaryota, Metazoa, Chordata, Mammalia, Artiodactyla, Physeteridae. The record is from RefSeq and is a predicted model, not a curated record. Gene Ontology annotation, molecular function: gonadotropin-releasing hormone receptor activity.